GUAUCAACCGUCGUCUCCGAAAUGAGUAGCACGCAGUCGUUACACUCACUAGCGUUCAGGGUGAUGCGGCUAUGCCGGCCGACGUUCCACGUCGAAACGCCUCUCCGGUUCGAUCCCUGCGAUCUCGUCGUCGGCGAAGAUCUGUUCGACAGUCCCUCUGCCGAUACGCGCCUCCUCCGCGUUAAUUCAGCUUCCUUCGACUCCUCACCUGCCGAUCUCACCUACCGUAACCGGUUCCUCCUUCGCGAUGAUUCCGACGCCAUGGGCGUACCUGGUCUCCUCGUCCUCCCUCAGUCCUUCGGGGCAAUAUAUCUCGGCGAGACGUUUUGUAGUUAUAUAAGCAUCAACAACAGCUCAAAUUUUGAAGUCAGGGAUAUAAUAAUCAAGUCAGAAAUACAAACAGAAAGGCAGAGGAUACUGCUUUUAGAUACAACAAAAGCACCUGUUGAAAGCAUACGAGCAGGAGGACGCUAUGAUUUCAUUGUCGAACAUGAUGUGAAGGAGCUUGGUGCACACACACUGGUCUGUACUGCUCUGUACUACGAUGGUGAUGCUGAGCGCAAGUAUCUUCCACAGUAUUUCAAGUUCAUGGUUUCAAAUCCACUUUCUGUUAGGACAAAGGUCCGUGUUGUGAAGGAUACUACUUUUUUGGAAACUUGCCUAGAAAAUAAUACAAAAUCAAAUCUGUUUAUGGAUCAAGUGGAAUUUGAGCCUGCUUCAAGAUGGAGUGCAACCAUACUUAAAGCUGAUGUUCAUCAUUCCGAAAAGGGUGGUUUUACUAGAGAGAUAUUUAAGCCACCCGUUCUUAUUAGAUCAGGAGGAGGUAUUUACAACUAUCUUUAUGCAUUGAAAAUGUCAUCUACACCAUCAAAAGGCGAAGGGAAUAAUGUACUUGGUAAACUCCAGAUUACAUGGCGUACAAAUUUGGGUGAACCUGGACGCCUGCAAACACAACAGAUAAUUGGUAAUGCCACCAUGCGCAAAGAGAUUGAUUUAAGAGCAGUGCAAGUGCCACCUGUCAUCAUGUUAGAAAAACCCUUUACUGUACACUUGAGCCUCACAAACCUGAUUGGGAAGAAGCUUGGGCCUUUUGAAGUUUCAAUAUUAUCACUAAAUGAUUCAAAAGAAGAAAAGGAUGUUAUGAUUAGCGGACUUCAAAUGAUGAAUUUACCUGAGGUGGAGGCAUUUGAAUCCCUCGAGUUUCAACUGAAUCUGAUAUCUGCCAGACAUGGAGUGCAGAAAAUUAGUGGCAUUACAGUAUUUGAUACGAUUGAGAAGAAAACUCUUGAACCAUUGGCGGAUGUAGAGAUAUUCGUUGAUUCGGAUCUUUAAGAUGGGUUAUGACGCAUUGACGCGUACGAUUAUUAACCACUAGGAAAUAAAUGUUGAAGCUUUGUAUUGUGCAAC
Molecule: messenger RNA, 1407 nt
Organism: Lactuca virosa
Lineage: Eukaryota; Viridiplantae; Streptophyta; Magnoliopsida; Asterales; Asteraceae
Source: the annotation of a GenBank genome assembly